Messenger RNA from Lolium rigidum, 1105 nucleotides. RefSeq names its product putative exosome complex component rrp40. Bases 53 to 772 code for a protein of 239 amino acids. The record is from RefSeq and is a predicted model, not a curated record. Gene Ontology annotation, molecular function: RNA binding. NCBI's taxonomy places the organism in Eukaryota, Viridiplantae, Streptophyta, Magnoliopsida, Poales, Poaceae. The transcript has 10 exons. Gene Ontology annotation, cellular component: cytoplasmic exosome (RNase complex); nuclear exosome (RNase complex). Gene Ontology annotation, biological process: poly(A)-dependent snoRNA 3'-end processing; CUT catabolic process; TRAMP-dependent tRNA surveillance pathway.
CGCGCAUACAGCACCUUGCUCCAGCCUCCCCGCCGCCGUCCGUCCCUGAGCAAUGGAGUCGAAGAAGCCGCUGCGCUCCGCCUUCGUCGACGACUACGUGGUCCCCGGCGACGUCAUCCUGGACCUCGCCGAUAUGACCAACCAGACCAUCAAGCUCGGCGCCGGCCUGCGACAGGAUUGUGACACUAUCCAGGUGACUAGUGCUGGGAGGCUUCGGCUGUCCAAGCCCAACAAGUACUGGGUGGAGAACUCCCAGAAGAGGUAUAUACCUUCUGUAGAAGAUACAGUUCUUGGAAUUGUAGUUGACACCAAACCAGAUAACUUCUUGGUGGACAUAAAGGGGCCCAGUGUCGCCUUUUUACCAGUUCUUUCAUUCGAAGGUGGUACCAGGAGGAACAUACCGAAGUUUGAGAUUGGUACAUUAAUAUAUGCCCGAGUAGUGAAAGCAAAUAGCAUCAUGAAUCCAGAGCUUUCAUGCAUGGAUGCAAUUGGCAAAGCCGCUGAAUUCGGUCAACUGAAAAAUGGUUACACAUUUGAAACAUCAACUGGCCUGGCAAGAAUGCUCUUAAGCUCCCCAACAUGUCCACUUCUAGAAGCCCUUGGGAAGAAAUUAUCAUUUGAGAUAGCUGUUGGACUGAACGGUCGAGUAUGGGUGAAUGCUCCGUCGCCAAGUAAUAUCAUUCUUGUAUCAGAAGCAAUUAAACAGUCGGAAUCUUUUAAUCGCAUACAACAAAGAAGCAUGGUGGAAAAACUCCUGGCUAAGCUGGCAUGAUGGACGAUUCUGCAACCGAAAAGAUGGGUAGUCAUUAUCAUGUACCUUAGCAGGGAAUAGUAGUUGUAAUCGGUGCAUUGAAGGAGUUGGCUGUUUUUGAUGAUGUAGGGCCAAAGUAGCCGGUAGACUGGUAAACAUUGGAAACCUGAGUGUGUACUUUGUACUUUCGGAUACAUGGUUAGUUGGCUUUGUAAAAUGUUUGCUGCUAAGUGGAAAGAUGGUGAUACUUGUAUUAUAUUUCGGAUCCGUAGCGUGUGAAACUGUUACACUGAGCACUGCAAGCAAAGAUGAGCUGAACUCCUGCUAAAUGAGAUGACGCGGUGUUUUACAUUA